Messenger RNA from Mycetomoellerius zeteki, 3413 nucleotides. RefSeq lists its product as uncharacterized. Bases 511 to 3381 code for a protein of 956 amino acids. The record is from RefSeq and is a predicted model, not a curated record. Gene Ontology annotation, biological process: transmembrane transport; monocarboxylic acid transport. The transcript is spliced from 18 exons. Gene Ontology annotation, molecular function: monocarboxylic acid transmembrane transporter activity. NCBI's taxonomy places the organism in Eukaryota, Metazoa, Arthropoda, Insecta, Hymenoptera, Formicidae.
ACCACAGUGGACACUGACGUUAACAAUUAUUUGCCAAUUAUAUCAGCUGUCUCAGAUUACUUGGUCUGACAAGUCGCAAAACCAUUUGUGCUGCUGAGUAAGAAAUAAGUAAUGCGUGAGUAAUGUAUGAAACGGUACAAGAAGUAGUCGAAGAAACUUAUAAAACAAUCAAUUUUUUAUGAUUAACGUUUCAAAUAUACGAUUUGAUUGACUACACACACAACGAUUAUUCGUUCUAAAUCCCCCGCUUGACCAGUGUAUUCUUCCACAAGAGUGGGAGACAAGUGAAGAGAAGUAAAUAGACAGCGUAUUUGAUGUUUAGUUUGAAACAGAAAGUCACGCAGUGACAAGUGUAUUCGAUUGGCGGUUAGUGAGCAGUAUCAGUAUCGAUUAGAAAGUGUUCGUGUGACAAUGUGAUUUAAAGAUCAUUAUUGACAAUUUAGCUUUCGAUAGUACUUUUUAACGUUAAUAAUUUAUAGUAAACCGUGUGAGAAAUCGUUCCCCUGGAUUAUGACAGAAAAUAAAAAAAAUGACAUUAAAGGACAAGCUCCAGAUGGUGGCUGGGGUUGGUUCGUUUGUCUUGGAAGCAGUCUAAUUACGCUCUCUUUGCGAUCCUUGGAUCCAUCAUUCGGAUUACUAUUUAAAGAUCUGUUGGAGGAUCUUAAUGUCGACUCCACAUGGACAUCAAUUAUAAUGGGCGUUUUAGAUGCCAUUGUCAAUUUUUCAGGUUUUUUAAUUGGUCCAUUAUUAAAAAAAUAUUCUUACCGACAAGUCGCAUUUUUUGGAUCUUUGUUAAGCUGCUGUGGUUUAAUAAUUACAUCGCAAGCUAAUAGUAUACCAUAUAUUAUUUGCUCUUAUAGUGUAUUAGGAGGUCUAGGUACUGGCCUUGCCACGGCUUCUUCCUUCGUCGCAUUAAAUACGUUUUUUGACAAAAAACGUGGACAAGCAGUAGGCUUUUCCAUGGCAGGGAACGCGUUGGCAAUGAUGUUCGUACCGUUGUUAAUACAUAUGCUGCUGAACAUAUAUGGAUUUCGUGGCACAAUUCUUAUCGCUGGGGGAUGGGCAUUACAUUCUUUAGUGGGAUCAUGUUUGUUACGUCCACUUAAAAAACGAUCGCAGGCACCACCAGUCGAGAAAAAGUCUGAUGAAAAACGAGAGAAUGAAGCCUUAUUAAUGAAAUCGGUUCAUACUGAAGCACGAAGGAUGUCAAAUGGGUCAAUGUGGACCAAAGAUCAAAUCGCAGACAUUGAAACAAUCUCACCCCAAAAGAAGUCGUUUAUGAACAAGUUAAAAACAUGUUUUGACUUGGAUCUUCUCAAAAAUUCCAUUUACUUAAAUGUCGCUUUAGGUUGCAGCUUUUUUUACGUGGCUGAGUCAAACUAUAAAUUAAUGACUCCUUUCUUUCUCUCGGAUCUUGGAAUGAAACAAGCGGAGGUAGCCUUUUGUCUGUCCCUGACUGCAUUCGCCGAUAUCCUCGCUAGGCUGCUGUUGCCAACAUUAUUCGACAAAUUCGGUUGGAAAAAACGCAUAAUUUUUUGGAUUUCCAGCUUCCUCGUUGGAAUCACACGCUCCAUAUUAGCGGAACAAUCAGAAAAAGCACCGUUGAUUGUCACAUUAGUAAUAGCUGGAUUUUUACGUGGCGCUACGUUGGUGAAUUUAAAUCUCUGCAUAUCCGAAUGUUGUACUUUGAAGAAGCUACCAAGUGCAUUUGGAAUUUUUAUGGUGAUUAAAGGCUUAUGCGUAAUCACUAUGAGUCCUUUAAUUGGAUACAUCAGAGAUGUCAGCGGUAGCUACAAAAUCUGUCUUCACGUGAUGACUGCCAUGAUACUUGUCACAUCUGUCGUGUGGAGUAUUGAAUUUUUUUAUCGUGUCUUUUGUAGACAACUUGCUAUUGUUAAGAAAUUACAACAGAAUGCAAAUGGAUCAAAAAUAGCAACUGAUACGAUUGAUAGAAUGGCAAGUGAUAUGACAGAUCGGGGCUGGGCAUGGAUGAUUGUCGUCGGCGUGACUGUUAUCAAUCUAGCCGUACUCCCAGUCCAGCAAUGUUUCGGCCUUAUCUUCGCAGAACGUUUCGCAAGUCUCAGCAUCACUGCGACGCAAACGAGUCUAAUUCUUCAUCUUAAUGGAACAAUAACAUGCAGUCUCGGUCUUAUAAGCGGUCCAAUGAUGAAGAGAUUCGCUUUUCGCCAGGUCGCGUAUUUCGGCAGUCUGACAGUCGUCAUCGGAAUCUGCGCCGCUGCCUUUGCCGUAUCUCUCCCGACUCUUAUUAUCACUUACUGCGUUAUCAUUGGUAUCGGCCAAGGAAUUCUUUUUCCAGCGACAACAUUAGCUCUGAACACAUAUUUCCGCAAGAAACGCAAUGUAGCUAUGGGUUUUUCAGUUACAUUAACUGGUCUGGGUCCUAUCUUAAUGCCCUUUUUAAUAGACGUACUUCUCGAGAAUUUUGCCACGACCGGCACUCUCCUGACCCUUGCUGGAAUCGCCUCACAUUCUCUAAUUGGUGCAUCGUUAUUAAAACCGUUUGGAAAGCAGAAAGAGCAGAGUGUUCUGAUAGACAAAACUACUAAUAUACCGAAAGAGGAAAAUUCAUGUAUUGAUGAGACAAAUGUAGAAAAUAACGCUGUUCAAUGCCGAUUAUUAAAUAAAAGGAAUGCUGAAAAGGAAAGAGAACCGAACCAUCGUCCAGACAAUAGCGAAACAGAAGUGAAAAGAAAUAGACAAACUUCGUUUCUUAAAAAAAUUGUUACAAACAUGGAUCUCGAUCUUCUUCGUGAUAAUCGUUAUAUAGCGAUAGUAUUAGGUAUGAGCAUCUCGUUGGUGGCCGAAACAAAUUUCAACGCAACGAUACCUUUCGUCCUAGCCGAAUUGGCGAAUCUCGACAGAACGUCGAUAGCUACAGUAAUGUCAAUUCAAGCUGCCGCGGACAUUACUGGGCGCCUUUGCGUACCGUUGUUGGCACAAAAAACUGGCUGGACCUGCAGGAAUCUUUAUGUGCUAUCUCUGCUGGGAUCAACCUUUGGAAGGACUAUUCUAUCGAUAUGGGGUAAUACUUACGUCGUUGUAAUCGGAGUAGCCCUGAUCAUCGGAUUGGCGAAGGGAACCAAAGCUGUCUUUCAAGCUCUAAUCAUUCCUGAUUACGUACCAUUGGAGAGGUUGCCGGCUGCAUCCGGUAUUCAGAUGGUUUGUAAUGGCAUCCUGUCUAUCAGCAUAGGACCAAUUAUCGGUCUAGUGCAUGAUUCAACAAAUAGUUAUGUGGGUGCGCUUUAUUUCACAUCCUUUCUUAGCCUAUCCUGUGUCUUCCUGUGGUUGAUAGAUGGACUAUGGGCUUUUCGUAGAAAUACGUUGAAUGAGCAAAAUCCCCCCGCACCAGAGGAACAAUAAAAUUUUCACAAAAAUACGUAAUUGAUUAAUUU